Vanessa tameamea is the source of this 1689-nucleotide messenger RNA. RefSeq lists its product as uncharacterized. The record is from RefSeq and is a predicted model, not a curated record. The transcript has 2 exons. Gene Ontology annotation, biological process: maturation of 5.8S rRNA; maturation of LSU-rRNA. NCBI's taxonomy places the organism in Eukaryota, Metazoa, Arthropoda, Insecta, Lepidoptera, Nymphalidae. The coding region runs from base 46 to 1665 and encodes 539 amino acids. Gene Ontology annotation, molecular function: endonuclease activity. Gene Ontology annotation, cellular component: Las1 complex; preribosome, large subunit precursor.
GUUAAAUGUGAUUGACUCUCGACUGAAUAGGUUAUAAAAUCGAAAAUGUUAGCUGGGUUCCAGGUAGUUCCGUGGUAUAAUAUUCAAGAGUGGCAGGAAGUUUAUGAAAAAAUAUAUGCGCAAACUACGACACUUUCUUCAAAACAGAAAGCACUAGAUCAUUUAUUAAUUUGGAAAGCCAGGUGUCCCUCUUUACCUUCCGGCAUUGAAUCAACACUGACUUUGCUUGAAGUUCACGUUCAAGAUUUAAAUAAAAACAAUGAAAUAUGUACUGACCAUCUAUUACGCUUAGCAUAUUCAUCAGCAUUAAUGCGUUUUGUAAAUCAUAUGCUUGAUAAAGAAACAGCGAAAGGUCUUACUUUAUAUCAAGCGGCUAAAAAUUCAGGCAUCCCAGAUUGGAUUAUAGAAUUGCGGCACGAUACAGCACACAGUGAUAGACUUCCUCCACUUGAUUUGUUAAGAGAGGCGACUCUUACAAGCAUACAGUGGCUACAACAAAAUUAUUGGGAUAAGCAUAAACAAUGUAUCAAUAAUUUAGUAAUUGGGAAAUUACAGGAUGGAGGUUAUUUACAGAAUAAAAUAUCGGUUCUUAUAAAUUUUUGUAUUUCUUUAAGCAUAUGUUCUCAUUCAAAAUGCAACAUAAAAUUCAUAUCUGAAAUUAAGGAUGCUACAAUACGAGAGUCCUUAAUAAAUGAUGCUAAAGAUUUGUUUGAUGAAAGUGUAGAUUUUACCAAUUUAAAGUUAAUUUCUAUACAUUUUCUUAUUGAGACUAUGAAUUCAAAGACUAAAAAACUCCUUAAUAAUGAUUUAGUUUCAAAUUAUGUCAACAGAAUACUGAUGGCUGAUGAUUCAUUGUUUUUAUCUUUGGAACUUCACAGUUUAUUAGAUAAUUACAAUCUCGACUGUUCAAAAUCACUCUGUAAACAAUAUGUGCAGUGUUUUGAAGGAUUGCUAAAUUUUCUUCACACAAAUGAUUUAAUACAAGACUUUGUAUUAGAGUUAAUUAAAUAUACAAACUCUGAUGAAAACAUUAAUAGAAGACGUAAACUUGCAUCACAAUGGGUAUCAGUUAUAUUAAAAGCUUUGAAGAAAAACCAACUAUUUAUGGAAAAAGUAUAUGAGACAGAAACUAAACAUGUGAGCUUAAAGGAUAAGAAGGAAAUAAAUUCAUUAUUCUAUCACUGGUUUCCAAAUAAAAAAAGGUCUUUACUUUUGGAUUUGCGCAAACCUGUACCUAAAAACUUAACAAACAUUAUUUUUAUUCAGCCAAUAAUAUCGACAUAUAAUCCUAAUCUUACAUAUUUCAUUAAAGACUUGCUCUAUUUAGUACAACCCAGACUACCAGUUUCUAUCAUACGCAAAAUAUGCAAAUUAGCUGAGGUAGUUGCUACGCCAGAAAAGUUCUCUGCGGUACCUCCAAAGAUAUACACAGUGGAAGAUCUAAAGGUUACAGCUGAUGCAAAUGUUUCAACUAUUACUAUUAAUGAUGAUGAAAUGUUAGAAGUAAAUACUACAAAUGAAAAUUGUAUAGAAGAAGAAUGUUAUCAGAAAUAUGGCAUUUGGCAAAGUUCUUCUAAAAAUUAUUCAUGGUCUACAUGUGCUAUAGGACAGUUACCAUGGCAAGUAAACCAACCAGAAGAAUUAAUAGAAAUUUCUAAUAAAUAAAAAAAAAUUAAUUAUCCACAGCAA